GUAUAAAUAUUGAAAUUACCAAAAACAUUGUUGAUGAAUGAGCAUUGAGAAAGUUUGGCCAUACCGUUUGGCCAUACUCGCUGCUCAUCUAGCAGCACCGCCACCCUUCGACCUCUCUUCUCCGCCGAUCAUUGAGCCAUGGUGCGUCUCUGCUCAGACCGCCGCCUCCCUUGGCGGCUCCUUGACCAUCAUCGACGAACGCACUGGGAAGAAGUACCACGUCCCCGUCUCCGCAGAAGGCACCGUUAAAGCGGCUGAUUUGAAGAAGAUAACGACCGGAAAAGAUGACAAGGGGCUCAAGAUGUAUGACCCUGGCUAUUUGAACACAGCUCCUGUAUGCUCAUCAAUUUCCUAUAUUGACGGAGAUCAGGGGAUCCUUCGAUACAGAGUCUACCCAAUUGAGGAGUUGGCCGAGAGCAGUACCUUCUUAGAAGUGGAGUAUGAAAGUCUUGGUCAUCAUUUUAUUUUAUUCCUUAAAGAAGUAAAAGACGAAGGUUUUGAGAUUGAGCAUGAUGGUAAACUUAUUACUGUAUUUUCUGCACCAAAUUAUUGUGAUCAGAUGGGCAACAAGGGUGCUUUCAUUCGUUUUGAAGCUCCCGAUUUGAAGCCAAACAUUGUUACAUUCUCGGCGGUGCCUCAUCCUGAUGUCAAGCCAAUGGCAUAUGCAAACAACUUUCUUCGGCUGUUCCAAUAACUUACAUAUUUGUCUUGAAUGAUCUAU
Messenger RNA from Rubroshorea leprosula, 721 nucleotides. The record is from the annotation of a GenBank genome assembly. NCBI's taxonomy places the organism in Eukaryota, Viridiplantae, Streptophyta, Magnoliopsida, Malvales, Dipterocarpaceae.